CUUUACUUCACUCCGUAACUCACGGGACGAUGAAUGGUAAGUCGGCGAACGGUUCGGUGGGGGGAAUGGCCUGCAUCGAGGGGCUGCCCCCGCUGCCGAAGAGCCUGAGCGGCUUGCUGAACUCGAGCGGGGGCUCCUGGAGAGAAAUGGAGAGGAUGUACGUGAAGAAAACCAUGAUCCAGGACGACCUGAGCCGAGGCAGGAACAACGCCGACAACCUGCUGGCGAACAAGCCGGCCAACCUGGACGCCGCCCUGGCUCUUCUGCGGAAAGAGAUGGUGGGUUUGCGUCAGCAGGACAUGUCCCUGCUCUGCCAGCUGUGGUCGCUCCACGAGUCCAUCCAGGAGUACAAGGGCAGCUGCCAGGACCUGAGCGCCGCCUCCAGCCUCAGCAUGAUGGAGAACGGCUACUUCGACGAGGACGACGAGUAUUACCCCGAGCCCGGAGCCACUCCCACCGGGGAGCAGCUGGACGGAGAGGUCGGAGACGGGGCGGCAGCCAAGAAUGGGAGCAGCGGCGGCGGCAAAGACGACAGCUGGGACUCCUUUCACGUGACCAUCUGAAGCCUCGCUUUCGCCGUUCCUCUGCAGACGGGUUAAAGACGCAGUUCGGCUGGAGGGAAAGCUCUGGACACCUCCAGGACGGAGCCGGUUGGUUAGAGGUAGCAGGUAGAGAUCUCUCAGAGCCAUAACGGACCAUCAACAACCGCCUCAGGUGAAACACAGCCCUGCUCGUGCUGCAGAAGGUUUGGUUUUUUGCAGCGUGAGCGUGAGCUUCAUCGAGCCGAGAGGCCGAGCGUUCGGACUUAUUAACUCAAGGAUUAUAUUCCAGGACUCAAAAUUAGGCGAUAUGUAUGAUUUCUCUUUCUAAUCAGCUCUGCUGCUGCUUCUAUAUCAAGUGGGUUUUAUUAGCCAGUCGCCCUUUUUGCAGAACUUUUUUUACAUAUAAAAAAUAUAUGAACAAAGUUGUAUUAUUUAUUCUAUAAUAUAAAUAACAAGACGUUUGUUUCCUGUUGCUCUCCGGAUGCUUCGCGCUGCAGCUCUGGAACGAGGGUGCAGCAGCGUGGACAGGUUGGAAGCUGGGCCUCGACAGGAGAACUCAGAGGGUGGACUGUGUUGGUCUAAAGAGACGACGGACUGAUGGACAGAGUGUGAAAUCAUUGGUUUACAGAAGAGCAGGAGGUGUGGACAGAAGCUGUCAGACCUCAGUAAUGGAGAGACAGGCGGCGUCCUCAGACCUGGGUCCGGUCCAGCAGUCGGGGCUCCGCUCUCUUUCCAGCUGGAGCUCAUGUUUGCUCUGAAAAUGUGAAAUGUUGAAGAUGCUGGAAGCAGUUUGCAGUGUUAGCGAGUCCAGAGCUUCCCUGAGCCUUCAAGCUGUUGGUGCUCAGACGCAUCGUGUGCAGCUUUGCUGUGUCGCUGUUUUCAGACCGGUGGUUUUAAAGAUCCACGUGGUUUCAGUCUAAUGAUGGAUUAUACUCUGCUGAGGUAAUUCCUUUCAUGAGGCAUCGACUUGGCUCUUAUUUUCAUGCUUACAGCCAUCGUUCCCAUCAAAAAUAACUUUGCAAUGACUCUAAAAAAAACCUGGUUAAGUGUUAAUUAACAACAUUUAUCUCUUCACACAGUCAGGUAGCAGGUGCUUCGUAGCCAGCAUGAAAAAAAUCAGGAUAAAAUGAUUUAAUCAGCCGUUUUCCACAAAACCAGCUUUGAGACUCAAAUUUUAAGAUGUUGGCAAGAGUGGAGAAGCUGUGAUUGGCUGUUUGGGAUGUGUCACAGUGAUGCAGAAUGUCAGUCUGAUGCUCAGCGACGUUCAGCUGUCGGUCACAGCUCAUGCAGACCAGAAAGACUCGAUCUGAUGAAGGCAGAGACUCGGUAAGACUUUGUGUCCUACCCAGAAUCUGAACAGAGUUUUUGAUUGAAAGUGAAAUUUCGGCCUUAUUUUAGACUCAAAGUCUGUUUUUGCCGCCGCCGGCGACGGAUGAAGACGUUUGGAUGUUCUCACAUCACGCUGAGCUCCACAGACCGGAUGAAUGAUCCCUGCAGUCUUCCUGAAUAUCUGAACUGUGCAAAGGUCUGAGCCGGACCUGCAGAGCCACGGCUCGACACGCCGCGUGGACACGCCUUCGCCGCCGCCGCUCGGCGUGUUGUGUCGGUGCAGAUCGCGUGACGUCGCCUGCGUGUAGGCUGGUCCGCUGUUUUCACAAACCAAAGAGACGGCAGCGCUCAGAGUGAGGUGUGUUCGCUUUAAGGUGCUGAAGAAGACAGCGUCCUCCGGUCCAGGGGGACAUCUGUCCUCGCAGGUCUUCCUGUGGUCUCUGUCCUCCAGGACUCGCAGUUGAUUUGACUUUGCAGCGAUAGCUCUCGCUCAGAGAAACACGAGUAUCUUCAGAUGACGAGAGCAAGAGCCCAUCGUUCCCGAUCAUAUCACACCGACGCCGCGGCAGCGUCACGUCAAACACGGCGUUCAGAUACUUUAGGAAUGUUGCUAAACUUUAGCUUAGCAUAAAGACUGAAAGCAGGGAGGAAACAGUCACCACGGCUUCAUCCAAAUGUCCCAAAGUGUGAAGCUGAAGCUCACUGACCAACGAACACUCUGUGUUUCAUCUGAUCCCACAAAACAAGGCGUAAGAAGAAGAAAGUGUUUAAAUCUGAAACGUUCCCCCGUUAGCAUCCAGAAUGUGAGAUUCACCGUCGAACCAAACAGAACGCGGUGGUGCUGAUCCGCCGUCGGAUCAACUGGACCGAAUGUCUGUUAGUUUGAAAGCAGCGGCGAAUCAAAGCUCGUUGGAUCAGACGGCGUCGCUGCUGCUGUUUGAGAAACGGCAGUAAAAACUGACCCCAGACCUUUCAUUGGAUGUCGACACAAUUAGUGCCUUUGCAGACCUUCAGCUCUCAGACCUGAGGCCUGCUGUUCAGGAUCAUUGGACUCGCUCGACGUGCGUUCGGUUCUUAAAGCUGCCGCGUGUCCAACGGUCGAGUUACAUCACGACAGAUCUCCCUGAAAGAGCUGCGUGUUUGCUUCCGUUCUUCGCGUCGCUGAGGAGGAAGCAGCCGUUUGCUUCGUCUCCUGCUGUCCUGGUGUGAAUGAGCGGAAACAUGUGGAUGAAAAAUCAGAUUUAAUCUUCUGCAUGUCGCAGCUUUAACGUGCAGAACUUGUACCAGCCUUAACAUCGUUCAUGUCGUCAGUGAAAGGCGCUGCAGGCUGUCGUUGUGCUCGUUUGUGGUUGUUCUGCGGUCAAACCUGCAGCUACCUGACCCUCUCUGAGGCUUCAUCACGCAGGCCGAACGCUGACUCCACUGUGACGAGUUGAACACCAGCAGAUCGUUCUCUGAGCGGCGGAAUAACGUGUGAUUUCCUGCCGUCCGUGUGACGGCGUGACAUGACGGCACGUCUUCGCCCCGGAGCCACGAAAACUUCUUCAAAUGUUUGAACACGAUUGUCAUGUGACGCUUUGUUUGUUUUCCACUCACACGAAGACGUCGACCGUUAGAGGAGGAGGAACCGCGUUCCUGCCUGAAGUGGCCUCGAUAGACCAGAAUGCAUUGCAGCCACGGAGGCUUCGUGUUCUGACUGAAGUGGAGGGUUUUACUGUAAUCACAGUGUUCACCCCCGCCGUCACCUCACAGCCCUGCUUCACUGCUUCUUAUGAGCCUCUCUGGGAAAACAGGAACUUGCACCAAAAACACCAAAUUAGAACUUUUCAGCAGCGAUAACGUGAUGAGACAUCGACGAUGCUGAAUGAAACACGCUGAUCUGCAUCAGGACGAGCUGUGGCUCGUUCUCACAUCGCUCUCCACCUCUUUAACAGCUGUGAACUUCAUGACUUUCCACUGUGCGUCGUUCAUUAAAUCACUCGAGUGGAGUUAACGUGAUCGUGUUGCAGAAUGUGUGAAUGACCAAACUGCUGCAGACCUGUCCUUCUUAUCAUCCUGCUAACGAUUUAAUAAAGUGAUUCCAUACUUUCAGGUUUGCAGUGAGCUUUUUUCUUUGCACCUUUUCCCCAAAAUUAAGUAUUUAUCCCAAAUGUCUGGUUUCAUUUGAGUCUUGAUGCUCCUUUGAGUCGAAAUGUUUG
Molecule: messenger RNA, 4069 nt
Organism: Chelmon rostratus (copperband butterflyfish)
Lineage: Eukaryota; Metazoa; Chordata; Actinopteri; Chaetodontiformes; Chaetodontidae
Gene: fam89a
Product: family with sequence similarity 89 member A
Exons: 2
Coding region: 30-563 (177 amino acids)
Source: RefSeq, a predicted model, not a curated record